Molecule: messenger RNA, 2447 nt
Organism: Osmia bicornis bicornis
Lineage: Eukaryota; Metazoa; Arthropoda; Insecta; Hymenoptera; Megachilidae
Gene: Hsc70-4
Product: heat shock 70 kDa protein cognate 4
Exons: 3
Coding region: 119-2074 (651 amino acids)
Biological process (GO): vesicle-mediated transport; protein refolding; cellular response to unfolded protein
Cellular component (GO): nucleus; cytoplasm; plasma membrane
Molecular function (GO): ATP hydrolysis activity; ATP-dependent protein folding chaperone; misfolded protein binding
Source: RefSeq, a predicted model, not a curated record
UAAUAUAUAUGGGACCGCGAGAGCCAACUCUUCACUAACGUUGCGAAUCGUGAACGAAGAACUUCUUCACUGUCCUUCAAAGCGAAUUUUUCAAGCGAACAAAGAAAGAAAAGCAAAGAUGGCCAAAGCACCCGCAGUUGGUAUUGAUCUCGGCACCACUUACUCCUGCGUUGGAGUAUUCCAGCAUGGAAAGGUGGAAAUCAUCGCCAACGAUCAAGGAAAUCGUACAACACCCAGCUAUGUUGCAUUUACAGACACCGAACGGUUAAUCGGUGAUGCUGCCAAAAAUCAAGUCGCCAUGAACCCCAACAACACCAUCUUCGAUGCGAAACGCCUUAUUGGACGUCGUUUCGAAGACCCCACAGUUCAAGCCGAUAUGAAACAUUGGCCGUUCACCGUAAUAAACGAUGGUGGCAAGCCUAAGAUUCAAGUACAUUACAAAGGAGAGGCGAAGACUUUCUUCCCUGAAGAAGUGAGUUCAAUGGUCCUGGUAAAAAUGAAGGAAACUGCUGAGGCGUACCUCGGGAAGACCGUCACCAAUGCUGUGAUCACUGUACCUGCCUACUUCAACGACUCGCAGCGUCAGGCAACCAAGGACGCUGGUACCAUCUCGGGCUUGAACGUUUUACGUAUCAUCAACGAGCCCACCGCUGCUGCCAUUGCUUAUGGCUUGGAUAAGAAAACCACCAAUGAGCGCAACGUCCUAAUCUUUGAUCUUGGCGGUGGCACCUUCGAUGUCUCUAUCCUGACCAUCGAGGAUGGCAUUUUCGAGGUCAAGUCUACAGCAGGAGACACUCAUCUUGGCGGCGAAGACUUCGACAACCGAAUGGUGAAUCAUUUCGUUCUGGAAUUCAAACGGAAAUACAAAAAAGACCUCACCUCGAACAAGCGUGCCCUUCGUCGUCUAAGAACGGCUUGCGAACGUGCGAAACGCACCUUGUCUUCGUCCACUCAAGCUAGCAUCGAGAUCGAUUCGCUCUAUGAGGGAAUCGAUUUCUAUACUUCGAUCACCAGGGCUCGUUUCGAAGAGCUCUGCGCUGAUCUAUUCAGAGGAACGUUAGAGCCAGUGGAGAAAUCACUGCGCGAUGCUAAGAUGGAUAAAGCUCAAAUUCACGACAUCGUAUUGGUUGGUGGAUCAACACGUAUCCCAAAGAUUCAGAAACUGCUUCAAGAUUUCUUCAACGGAAAGGAGCUGAACAAAUCCAUUAACCCUGACGAGGCUGUGGCUUACGGAGCCGCCGUGCAAGCUGCAAUUCUGCACGGUGACAAAUCCGAGGAAGUACAAGAUCUUUUGCUUCUCGACGUUACACCUUUGUCUCUUGGUAUCGAAACUGCUGGUGGUGUCAUGACCGCCCUCAUCAAGAGAAAUACAACCAUUCCAACCAAACAAACGCAAACCUUCACCACAUACGCUGAUAACCAACCAGGUGUAUUGAUCCAAGUAUAUGAAGGAGAGCGUGCAAUGACGAAAGACAACAACCUGUUAGGUAAAUUCGAGCUCAGUGGUAUUCCACCAGCUCCCCGGGGAGUUCCUCAAAUCGAAGUCACAUUUGACAUUGAUGCGAACGGUAUCCUGAACGUCUCGGCAGUGGACAAAUCGACCGGUAAGGAGAACAAAAUCACCAUCACCAAUGACAAGGGCCGUCUCAGUAAGGAAGACAUUGAAAGGAUGGUCAACGAAGCUGAGAAGUAUCGUAGCGAAGAUGAAAAGCAAAAGGAAACAAUCGCUGCUAAGAAUAGUCUCGAGUCUUACUGCUUCAACAUGAAGAGUACAGUGGAAGAUGAGAAGCUGAAGGAUAAGAUCAGCGCUAGUGACAAACAGGUUGUGUUGGACAAAUGCAACGACAUUAUCAAGUGGCUGGACGCCAAUCAGCUGGCUGAUAAAGAAGAAUACGAACACAAGCAGAAAGAAUUGGAAGCUAUUUGCAACCCUAUUGUCACGAAGUUGUAUCAAGGAACUGGCGGUAUGCCCGGUGGAAUGCCUGGUGGCUUCCCAGGUGCAGGUGGUGCUGCUCCAGGUGGCGGUGCUCCUGGUGGUGGCGCAUCUGGACCUACCAUCGAGGAAGUCGACUAAAAUGUGUUCUCGCUUGCCACUGCCUUCUCCAUGAUCUAUCGAUUUCAUGCAAGGCGAAAACGGCGAGGAUUGAAGAACAUAGAAUUAUUACAGCUACGGUCUUUUGUUCCUCAGUAUAAUUUAACUUAUUCUUUUUUAGAUGUCAUUUUUCUAUGUUAAUAAUAUAAAAAUAAACAAUUUAUUUACUUUACUUCCCAGGUAAACUAGGAGAAUAAUAUGUUUUGUUAAAUUAUUUUCUACUGAUUGGAAUAUGUGAAAAAUAUAACUUUAAUUGUUGUACUUAUAUGCGAAUGAGAUUUUUUGGGUACAAGAUCUGCUGUUGAUUUUCUAUGUUCGAGAACUUCGAAAAAAUAAAACAAUCCCUUGAAACAUA